AUGCUGAUCAUUUUAAUAGUUUUUACAGUUUUUGUGAGAAUAUCAUUUGGAGCAAAUAUUUUAUAUAUUCAAUCAGUGGCUUAUUAUAGUCAUCAGCUGACCCAUUUUAAGCUCAUUGAAGUACUCGCAUUAAAAGGACACAACCUGACUGUUUUUUCAACACAUUAUAAGAAUUUUAAUAAUUCAAAUAUAAUGCAAUAUGUCAUUGGAGCUGUGCAUCCGAAGUCAAGAAUUCUUGAAAGUAAAUUAGAUGAAAUGAACGGAUUUGAAUAUUAUGUUAAACAUGAGCUUCAAUAUCAUCAUGAUGCCGCUGAAAGUCAAUUCGAGAAUAUAAAGCUACAAGAACUUUAUUUACAUCCAGAAAAUUAUAAUUUUGACUUACUUAUAGUUGAAUGUAAUUUUUGUAUGUUUAUAGUGUUGGCUGAGAUUUAUAAUUGUCCUUUAGUCAGUGUUUUUUCUGCUGAGCCAUUAAAUUUCUUUCAUGAAUAUAUUGGCAAUUAUGUUCAUGAUACAAUCCAUCCUGAGAUUAUUAUUCCAGCAAUUCAUGGUGAAGUAAGUUUUGUAGAACGUCUUAUGUCUUUAAUUAAUCAACACUUUUUUGCAAAAAUAUUUCGAGCCAGAGACAUUCGAUUAAGUCAAUAUCAGUUUUAUAGAAAAUUUCCAAACUUUUCAUUUCCACCUUUAAUGGAUAUUGUUGGAAAUAGAGCUAAAAUGUAUUUUACUGAUACUUCAGCUAUGACAACUAAUAUUCGACCAAUUGUACCAAAUUAUCAUCAAAUUGCAUUUAUUCACGUUGAGCCAUCAAAAUCAAUUGAAGAUUUGAGAAUUAAGAAGUUCUUAGACGAUGCUGAGGAAGGUGUGAUUGUGCUAUCAUUCGGAAGCAUUGCCAAUGACUUUCCAGAGAUUUUGUUCAAUAAAUUUUGUAAAACUUUUCAAGAUCUUCCAUUUAAAGUCAUUUGGAAAGCAGAUUAUGACAAAUUUAAGCAUCUAGUCAUACAAAGCAACAUUUUAAUCUCAAAAUGGCUUCAAUUGUCUGACAUCCUAGCACAUCCGAAUGUUAAAGUUCUUGUUGGACAUGGAGGAUUAAAAACUAUCGAAGAAGCAAUUGAUAGAGAAGUUCCAAUGGUUCUAAUGCCAAUCAAUCUUGACCAGCCAUUUAACACAUUCUUUCAAGUUAGACACGAAAUUGCAGUCGAACUGGAUUUAAAUACAUUUACGAAAGAGUCAUUAACGAAUGCCAUAAUGGAAGUGAUGAAACCAAGUUAUAAAGAAAAUAUCCAAAAAGUCAAGUUACUUGCUUAUGAUAAAAUGUCAACAAGUCUUGGUGAAGCUGUGGAAAAUAUUGAAUAUUUACUCAAACAUAAAGAGAAAUUUACAUAUCAAAGAUAUGAAGGAAAAUGCAGUAUAGACCGAUCAGAUUUAUUUUAUGACUUUUUCUGGAUGAUUGGGAAAUUUUUAUUAUUAAUUGUACAUGCUGUAAAUUAUUUGUUAUAA
This is a messenger RNA of Chironomus riparius, 1494 nucleotides long. The record is from the annotation of a GenBank genome assembly. NCBI's taxonomy places the organism in Eukaryota, Metazoa, Arthropoda, Insecta, Diptera, Chironomidae.